UAGCCUGUUUCUGAUAGCUUAGUCGAGAUUCCUGCUUUUUGAGAAUCUUGAGAGGGAUGUUCUGCCUAAACAACCGUGUGUCUUGAGCUUCUUUUUGAUUAACACCCAACCUAUUGUCGAUUGGCAAGUUUGCUGACACUCCGUAAGUAGCCUCGAAAGGAGAGAAAUUCGAAGAUUUGUUUUGAGUGUUAUUAAACAACAAUAUAGCUUCUGGCAGGAGCUCAUCCCAUUGAGUAAUAGGGAUGCCUCUAGAUAGACACAUAGAUCGCAAAAUUGUUUUGAGGGACCCAAUAGCUCUUGCUGCACUGCCAUUACCAGCUGGAUGAUAUGCAGAAGAUUGGAGCAUUUUGAUUGCAAAUUCUUCACAUAGUUGUCUAACUUUGGUGCCAUCGACAUUACUUCCCUGAUCUGAUUGAAGUAAUUUAGGUAGCCCAUAGUAGCUAAACCAUCUGCACCAUAAUGCGUCCACGACUGUCUCAGCCCGUGCAUUGGGUAAAGCUAUUGCUGUCAUCAGCUUGGUAAAUAUAUCUGUCACCAAAAGAAAGCUUCCGUUGCCUCUCCUGGACACAGGCAUGGAUGCUAGAUCCAUAGAAAUCAUCGAAGAUCUUCUCAACCUCUCUAUGAUCCUGCACUGGUGCUUUAGGCUUAAUAGGUCCAUGUUUGCACUGUGUGCAUGUUCUACAGUUGGAAACAAAGGACUCCGCAGUCCACUUGUUUUCUCAUACCCCUCCAAUAGAAUCUUACAGAUAGUAUCUGGCAGGUAUUAUCGAUUCCUGGGUGGCCUUGUCCGUGGUACUCUUGGAUGAUCUUUGUUCAAAGGAUUAUCACAGGAACAUGUAGAUAACAAUAUAUCCUGAGAGAUAACAAAGUUAAUGUAACAGUAUAUAAGCCAAAGGUCCUAUAAUAUAAACUAAAGGUGUAAUAUAUAGAACUAGAAAUAUAUAGCCUGACACAAUAAUGAACCCUAAUUAAAAAAAAAUGAACAUGAAUAUUCUUUGAUUUAAAAUAUUUCUCGAAUGAGUACUAAUAAUAAGUCAUAAGAAAAAGAAUAACCUCAGUCGGGCAAUCAGUGACUGAGCUAUAAAGACCAACGUAUGUAACAUUACUUUUGGCCCACCCUGUAUAUAUCGUCUCGUUUCAUAUAUAAUAACAUUGCACGCAUAUCAUAAUGAAAAAAUCAGUAAAUGAUUUUUCUUCCGUAUCUCUUUUUCCAGAUGACAAUUCCAAGCAACAAACGUGUCAAAAUCCUGAAAAGGAGGGGAAAGUAUCAAACGAAGAUUGCACCGUUUCUAAGAUAGGCGGAUUUUUGAAACGAGUUUGCUACAAGGAAAAAGAAAAUUGGUACUACCACAAGUGUGCAAACUCUGACAUUAAUUACGAGCAAGGUGGCACACUUAACAUGAUCACUGGUAGCUACACAAUUUCGAGUGUCUCCACCCUCUGUGAAGAUGACCCGUAUGCUUAUCAGGCGUGCGGAUUUAACUCAAAAACAACAACUGGAAGCCACGCUUUCCUCUGUGGAGGCUAUUUCAGCUACGAUUCCGAACAAGGAGUGGCACACUUUCAAAAGUGUGACCUAGAUUGUGAGAACAGUGGUAUACGAGAUUUGACUUCGCAACCCACUGCGGUAACAUUAACAGUGUUUUCUUUGUCUGCCCGUUUUAGUGAAUUAUCAGUUUGCGAUGAUAAAUGCGACUCCGAAAAGUGUGUUGAUGAAAGCAUUUGUAACGGGUACACGUAUGGUCUUUACUGCCCUGGGCGGUAUGUACCUCCAAACUGGAUCUGCGAUGGUCAGAAAGACUGUGAAAAUGGAGAAGACGAAUCUAAUUGUGAUAUUAUAGAUAAAACCAAACAAACUUGCAUCAAGUUCAAAACAGACCAGAUCGCACCCUUGCCCACUCACAUCAGGUGCAGUGUGUUUAAAUUUGAUCAGUAUAUGGACACAUUCCCCUACUGUUCAAAUUUCCAAGAUCAAACAAAUUGUUCUGAUGUGGGCAGAAUCGGUGGUUACUGUUAUGUAAACGGGUUUUGGUCGAGUGUGUCCAAGUAUGUUGUCUGUGAUAGUGCGUUGAUGCAAGGUCAAAUAGUGUCCUUGUGUGAUGAUUAUCUGGAUGGGGAGUGUUUGUCUGCUCCGGGUAAAUCUACAAACUGUAUCAUUCACAAACACAAACUUUGUGAUGGGGUAAUUGACUGUGGUGACAGUAGUGAUGAAAUUGCCGACACAUGCAAAAUAACAACAGGUGAAUAUUUUCAAUGUUAUCGCAGUUUCAAUCCUGCAAAAUUAAUGGAGAUACCUUUCUCCUGGAUACUGGACAACCAGGUCGAUUGCACUAACGGUCAGGAUGAACAGACCUUCGGCCUAAUAAAAGAGUGCGGGGUAAAUGAAACCUUUAGAAUGGUAUACGGCAAAAGAACUUGUCCAGACGUAUUUCUGUGUCCUGGAGAUGUAAACGGAAACAACUUAGUUGAGUUUGAUCUUCUUUGUGAUGGUGUUCCUUCCUGUGAAGUUGAAGAGCAGGUUUGUGCUUUGUCUCGAGAUUUCCCGAGAAUCACAAAGACGGCAGAGGUGGGAAACUGCUCCGUACGAGAUUUGUGUACAAUUGUGGAACGACCUAAAAAUACAGGAUGUCAAAUUAAGAAUUUUGGAGGGCCGUCAGAGGAUGUUUUUGGUGUAGAGAUAAUGUUAAAUGUCCCCGUUGCCAAAGUGAAUUGCAGUCGUCUGUUUGGUGAGUAUUAUGUUUUCCUGAGUUGCAUGGGAUUGUGUUUAAACUCGACGUGUCCUCUGGACGCAAGACCUCUUGAACAUAAUAUAUGUCCUUAUUCAUUUUCUGAUCGGGUGUAUACCCUCGCUAAAAACUCUUACCUUACUUUUGUAACCAUGACUGAGGAGGGUAAAUAUGAAAAUACUCACUUUCAAUGUAAAAACAAGAGAUGUGUCACCUACAACCAAGUAUGUGAUCUUGUUGAUGAUUGUGGGGACAUGUCAGACGAACAGGCCUGUACUAACCACAUGGUUUGCAAGAACACCCAGGACAAAAUAAACGUUAAAGAACAUCUCAUAGCCCCAUCGCAGAAGUGUGACGGAAUAUUUGAUUGCUUCGAUCUAUCGGACGAGUGCAAUGAGUCCUGCGGAAAGGAAAUCCUUGAAAGCUGGUACUUGAAAUUGACAUGCUGGAUACUGGGAAUUUCAGCUGCUGUACUGAACAUAAUAACGACCAUUAAGACAGCAAGUUCCAUUAAAGACAGCGGGACUGGAAAUAUGGUUUCCACCCGAAUACUCGUUUGUCUCAUAGGAUUCGGAGAUUUUCUAAUUGGGGUAUAUCUAAUAGUACUGUCCGUGUUCGACAGUUUUAUUCAUGGUAAAGAUUACUGCAGGAGACAACCUGAAUGGUUAUCAGGGUACACUUGCGCUUUGUUGGGAGUGAUAAGCACCAUAGGAUCACAGCUGUCUCUAUUUGCUAUGACGUCCUUGAGUCUUAUCAGAGUGUCAGGCAUUGUGAAUAGUUCCCUUUCUGCUCCCAAACGAGUGAACAAACGAUUGAUGUUAAAAAUAGGUUUGAUAGUUCUAGCAGUGGUUACUUCUGCUCUUGCAGUAGCUCUUACACCACUGGUUCCUGCAUUUGAGGAUUAUUUUGUCCAAGGCAUGUUCUAUGAUCCUGAAUACAAAAUAUUCAUCGGUUUUCCUAACAAAGUCAAGCAUCUUGAGAUCCUUGGAGCCUACUGCAAAAAUGAAAGCUUUUCCCCAGACAUGUCGUGGUCAGAAAUUGGUAGUAAGGUUGAUAACAUGUUCAGUAAAGAUUAUGGCAGUAUGAGUAGGAGUGCUGUACACUUCUAUGGGAAUGAUGGCGUGUGUCUGUUUAAAUAUUUUGUCCGAAGUGACGACCCUAGAAGAUCAAGGGGAGCUGAUGAUACAAGUGUCAUCGACGACAAAGAAAAUGUUAUGGUAUGGCUUAUGUUAGGCACCACAACUUCAAAAUCAUACUCUGUAGCGGUUCCAUCCUGGUCUAAAUCUACAGUUAGCAGGUUGUUCUGCUCCCCGUCCUCUCCUAUAGGGAGGUUUAUGAGAAACGAUUGUCUGGAAGUGGAUCUAUUGGAGAAUGUGGGAGAUCCGUGUGAGUUUAUGGUGACCGGUCCAGGACUUGUUCUAGUUCUUGUACUGAGAGGUGAGGAAUGA
Molecule: messenger RNA, 4174 nt
Organism: Bolinopsis microptera
Lineage: Eukaryota; Metazoa; Ctenophora; Tentaculata; Lobata; Bolinopsidae
Product: low-density lipoprotein receptor-related protein 2-like
Exons: 2
Coding region: 1169-4174 (1001 amino acids)
Cellular component (GO): plasma membrane
Molecular function (GO): protein binding
Source: RefSeq, a predicted model, not a curated record